Messenger RNA from Gorilla gorilla gorilla (western lowland gorilla), 6627 nucleotides. RefSeq names its product integrin subunit alpha 8 (gene ITGA8). Bases 232 to 3423 code for a protein of 1063 amino acids. NCBI's taxonomy places the organism in Eukaryota, Metazoa, Chordata, Mammalia, Primates, Hominidae. Gene Ontology annotation, molecular function: integrin binding. The record is from RefSeq and is a predicted model, not a curated record. Gene Ontology annotation, biological process: cell-matrix adhesion; integrin-mediated signaling pathway; cell-cell adhesion. The transcript is spliced from 30 exons. Gene Ontology annotation, cellular component: external side of plasma membrane; integrin complex.
GCUGGUCCCUGCCCCCGGCCGGAGGAGGGCUAGAGCGCCUGGGCCAGCCCCCCGAGCCGGCUGGGUGGGCGGGCGGGUGGGAGCAGACGCCGGGCACUGUCACCGCGGGUGCACCGAGCGCACCGACCGGGGACACGGGCAGCUGGGGACCGCCAGAUUCCACCAGCGCCCCUUGCCCCGCAGGGGUCCUCGGCUUGCGCUCCUGGGUAGCAGCCACCGGGGCGGAGGGAGAUGUCGCCCGGAGCCAGCCGCGGUCCCCGGGGAAGCCAGGCGCCGCUGAUCGCGCCCCUCUGCUGCGCCGCGGCCGCGCUGGGGAUGAUGCUGUGGACCCCCGCCUGUCAGGCGUUCAACCUGGACGUGGAAAAGCUCACAGUGUACAGCGGCCCCAAGGGCAGCUACUUCGGCUACGCCGUGGACUUCCACGUACCCGACGCCAGCACAGCGAGUGUCUUGGUGGGGGCGCCCAAAGCCAACACCAGCCAGCCCGAUAUCAUGGAAGGGGGAGCCGUCUAUUACUGUCCUUGGCCCGCGGAGGGGUCUGCGCAGUGCAGGCAGAUACCGUUUGACACCACCAACAACAGAAAGAUCAGAGUUAAUGGAACCAAAGAACCUAUCGAGUUCAAAUCCAAUCAGUGGUUCGGAGCAACAGUGAAAGCUCACAAAGGAAAAGUUGUGGCCUGUGCUCCUUUAUAUCACUGGAGAACUCUUAAACCGACACCAGAAAAGGACCCAGUUGGCACCUGCUAUGUAGCAAUUCAGAACUUCAGCGCCUAUGCCGAGUUCUCUCCUUGCCGGAACAGCAAUGCUGAUCCGGAAGGCCAGGGUUACUGCCAAGCAGGAUUUAGUCUGGAUUUUUAUAAGAAUGGAGACCUUAUUGUGGGAGGACCUGGGAGUUUCUACUGGCAAGGGCAAGUGAUCACUGCCAGUGUUGCAGAUAUCAUUGCAAAUUACUCAUUCAAGGAUAUCCUCAGGAAACUGGCAGGAGAAAAGCAAACGGAAGUGGCUCCAGCUUCCUAUGAUGACAGUUACCUUGGAUACUCAGUUGCUGCUGGGGAGUUUACUGGGGAUUCUCAGCAAGAAUUGGUUGCUGGAAUUCCAAGAGGAGCACAGAAUUUUGGAUAUGUUUCCAUCAUUAACUCUACGGAUAUGACGUUUAUUCAGAAUUUCACGGGAGAACAGAUGGCAUCUUAUUUUGGAUAUACCGUUGUCGUAUCAGAUGUUAACAGUGAUGGACUGGAUGAUGUCCUGGUUGGGGCACCUCUCUUUAUGGAACGUGAAUUUGAGAGCAACCCCAGAGAAGUAGGGCAAAUCUACCUGUAUUUGCAAGUGAGCUCUCUCCUCUUCAGAGACCCCCAGAUCCUCACUGGCACCGAGACGUUUGGGAGAUUCGGUAGUGCUAUGGCACACUUAGGAGACCUGAACCAAGAUGGAUACAAUGACGUUGCCAUCGGAGUGCCUUUUGCAGGCAAGGAUCAAAGAGGCAAAGUGCUCAUUUAUAAUGGGAACAAAGAUGGCUUAAACACCAAGCCUUCCCAAGUUCUGCAAGGAGUGUGGGCCUCACACGCUAUCCCUUCCGGAUUUGGCUUUACUUUAAGAGGAGAUUCAGACAUAGACAGGAAUGAUUACCCAGAUUUGAUUGUGGGUGCAUUUGGAACAGGAAAAGUUGCUGUUUACAGAGCAAGACCGGUUGUGACUGUAGAUGCCCAGCUUCUGCUGCACCCAAUGAUUAUCAAUCUUGAAAAUAAAACUUGCCAGGUUCCAGACUCUAUGACAUCUGCUGCCUGCUUUUCUUUAAGAGUAUGUGCAUCUGUCACAGGCCAGAGCAUUGCAAACACAAUAGUCUUGAUGGCAGAGGUGCAAUUAGAUUCCCUGAAACAGAAAGGAGCUAUUAAACGGACGCUCUUCCUUGAUAACCAUCAGGCUCACCGCAUCUUCCCUCUUGUGAUAAAACGGCAGAAAUCCCACCAGUGCCAGAAUUUCAUCGUUUACCUUCGAGAUGAAACUGAAUUCCGAGAUAAAUUAUCUCCAAUCAACAUUAGUUUGAAUUACAGUUUGGAUGAAUCCACCUUUAAAGAAGGCCUGGGAGUGAAACCAAUAUUGAACUACUACAGAGAAAACAUUGUUAGUGAACAGGCUCACAUUCUAGUGGACUGUGGAGAAGACAAUCUGUGUGUUCCUGACUUGAAGCUGUCGGCUAGACCAGAUAAGCAUCAGGUAAUCAUUGGAGAUGAAAAUCACCUUAUGCUCAUAAUAAAUGCAAGAAAUGAAGGAGAAGGAGCAUAUGAAGCUGAACUCUUUGUAAUGAUACCAGAAGAGGCAGAUUAUGUUGGGAUCGAACGCAACAACAAGGGAUUUCGACCACUGAGCUGUGAGUACAAGAUGGAAAACGUAACCAGGAUGGUGGUGUGUGACCUUGGGAACCCUAUGGUGUCUGGAACAAAUUAUUCCCUGGGCCUCCGAUUUGCAGUUCCACGUCUUGAGAAAACAAACAUGAGCAUUAACUUCGAUCUCCAAAUCAGAAGUUCCAACAAGGACAAUCCAGACAGCAAUUUUGUGAGCCUGCAAAUCAACAUCACUGCUGUAGCGCAGGUGGAAAUAAGAGGAGUGUCACACCCUCCGCAGAUUGUUCUGCCCAUUCAUAACUGGGAACCAGAAGAGGAGCCCCACAAAGAGGAGGAGGUUGGACCAUUGGUGGAACAUAUUUAUGAGCUGCACAAUAUUGGACCAAGUACCAUCAGUGACACCAUCCUGGAGGUGGGCUGGCCUUUCUCUGCCCGGGAUGAAUUUCUUCUCUAUAUUUUCCAUAUUCAAACUCUGGGACCUCUGCAGUGCCAAACAAAUCCUAAUAUCAAUCCACAGGAUAUAAAGCCUGCUGCCUCCCCAGAGGACACCCCUGAGCUCAGCGCCUUUUUGCAAAACUCUACUAUUCCUCAUCUUGUCAGGAAGAGGGAUGUGCAUGUGGUCGAAUUCCACAGACAGAGCCCUGCAAAAAUACUGAACUGCACAAAUAUCGAGUGUUUACAAAUCUCCUGUGCAGUGGGACAACUCGAAGGAGGAGAAAGCGCAGUCCUGAAAGUCAGGUCACGAUUGUGGGCCCACACCUUCCUCCAGAGAAAAAAUGAUCCCUAUGCUCUUGCAUCCCUGGUGUCCUUUGAAGUUAAGAAGAUGCCUUAUAAAGAUCAGCCAGCAAAACUCCCAGAAGGAAGCAUAGCAAUUAAGACAUCAGUUAUUUGGGCAACUCCGAAUGUUUCCUUCUCAAUCCCAUUAUGGGUAAUAAUACUAGCAAUACUUCUUGGAUUGUUGGUUCUCGCCAUUUUAACCUUAGCUUUAUGGAAGUGUGGAUUCUUUGACAGAGCCAGACCUCCUCAGGAGGACAUGACCGACAGGGAACAGCUGACAAAUGACAAGACCCCUGAGGCAUGACAAGAAAAAAAAAGAAGACCAAAGACCUCAAACACUGGUCCUGUUCAAAGAAAAAGAAAGAACAUGAGGGUUAAAAAUCAAAGCUUUCUGAUACCUGACAGUGACCCAGGAAAUGGAGGGGACCCUGGAAACAUCACCUCAUCUACACCACACUUUGGAGAAAUUGUCAUGGGUGCCCAGUGAGCCCUGUUGGAAAAGGAAACACCAAAGCUGGAGAAGCCAUCAGCAAUUGUGGAAGAUUUUCUUUUGCUUUAAUCGUUCUGUACUUGGCAGACACUUUGAAAUGGGUAUGGGAACGUAAGUUGCAGUCCAGAUCAAUCCAGCAUAAGUUGCAGAGAUGAAAUGUCUGAAUCACUAUAGAAUUUACAAGGUGAACUAAGGUGAAAUGACUGAUUUACUAUAGAACUUAGAACUAAGACCACACCGUCCAACACUACUGUAUCCAACGGAACAUUUGACACCUCCCUAUGGAAAAGAAACAUUUCUAAGGACAUUAUGGCUCAGGGAGACAAGCAAUAUGUUGUUGGUACUGUGAAAGUACUUUUGAAAGGACAAAAAUAAUCUUGUGAGUGAGGGUGAGAGUUUAUUUAUUUAUUUUCCAUGUCUCUAGGUUGAGAAUCUGUCAUCUAGAGAAUUUGGAAAUUAAGAUUUGGUUAGCUAGUUUUCAAAAUCACUCACUCAGUUUCCUCCUAAGAACCACUGUGUGCAGAUAACUCAUUUAGCAGAGCUUCUUCAGAAUUUAGACAGUGCUAAGGAAAGGAAGAUUGACAUUAGGAAUCAGUUCUAUUUAAUACCUUGCUGCCUUCCAUCUGAAAUUCCUUUCACUCACAUUAUCCAGGGACUCACAUCUGCUUAAUUUAGCUUUGCAAGAUGUUGCAUUUAUAUUUCCUUGUAUAUCUUUCCAUUGACUUAGUUAAUACAUGAAUUUCGAGGUACUCUCUACCUUUGGAGUGUUUAAAAGUCAUGGUAAAAUGUCUAGAGUUCAUUAAUUCAAAAGCAAUUUAACAUUAUGGGUAAACAUUAUUUUUAAUAUCUAUAAGAAGCAACACUUCUUAUAGAUAUUUAGCUUGGGAUUAAAUACCUGUUUUUCCUGCUAUGCCUUGUACUUGUAUACACAGAGAAAACAUGUUGAAUAUAACUUAGACAAAAACAUAAAAUUAUACAGGCAUGAGCCAAACUGGGAAAACUGAUUCCUAAAGAUUUUUAUUUAAAAUUGCUUAUUCCAACUUUAUUACUUAUUUUUACUGCUAAUCUUUAUAAUAUGUAACUUUGGAGAAUAAUCCUUUAUUUAAGCUAUUUUCCCAUCAUCUUGAAUUUAACCAUCACAAAUUUUUUAUGUUUAAAACUCUUGUAAAUAAUUCAUAAUCGUGUAAUAUUAUCAUUUUUGAAGUAAAAUUGACCAGCCAAAUUUAUAGGUAGUCUGCACAAUUUUGUAUCCUUUUUUAAUAAUGAAAAAUUACUAUGAAGAAAUAUUGAACAAAUUUUUAUGUGCAAUAUUUUAUAGACCUAUGUAUCUGAAGCAUGUUUACACUGGCGUUUUUUUUUUUAAUUAAUUUCCUAAAUGUUAAGUAUGACAGAACAAGCUGACCCAAAUCCUUAAGUUUACAAAGCUGUUGGAAAACUUUGUGUCCUGAUUUCAACAAUCAUGCUUUAUUUGAAAGAUGAGCCAAGCUCACAGACACUAAAUUUUAUGUCAUGCCAUAAGCUGGAGAGGAGCCAUUUGGCUACAGCUGCGGAACUUCAUUGAGGAGCAAAUGAAAGGCACAUGGACGAGCACGCUGGUGCAGUUCAUGUUCUUCCUGCCUGUGAAUUGAAUACUGUCCUGGUAGCAGUUUCGGGUCGGUCAGGAGCUCAAGGCUGGUUUGUGUGGCUGACUAUGGAUGAGCACUGAAGUUGCCUCAAAGAAUUAAGGGGUGUCCACACCAGCCUCUGGGGGUCUUUGAUGUUAGUCUUCCAGGUAGAGCUGGUUUUACCAGUAGGUGGCCAUCUACAGGAUGUGAUGUGAGUGAUGCCAGACAGCUCUCUCUGACCGCAGGUAAUGCCCUGAAUCUGGUGAUCCUGGCUGAUCUGUGACCAACAGAGAUUAGCUCCUCGGGAUUUGGGGUCCUAAAAGGUCCCUGAAAAAAUGCACCCCUUGUCUUUAAGCCAACAUUUGUGAAGGAACUGAGAACUCUUAGGGUUACAUAAACAAAGACCCCUGUUGAGAUAGUUUAUGCAGAUACCUGGAAGGAACUAGAGAUGCCAGGAGGAAGACUGAGACCCAGAAUGAAGCAAGGCAUGAGGGCUCCAAAGUGAACUGCACCAUCCCAGAGUCUCAGCCAAGAUGGCCCCUUCCUAGAGGGACGGGCACCUUCCACCUGCCCACAGGCACUGCUACCUAUGGGAAUUGCAGAAGGCCGUUGUACACAUGCGCAUGCACGUAGUGGCCCUCUGCCCUUUAGAAUAUGGAAGCAAAGGCUGGGUGCGGUGGCUCGUGACUGUAAUCCCAACACUUUGGGAGGCCGAGACGGGCAGAUCACCUGAGUUCAGGAGUUCAAGACCAGCCUGGCCAACAUGGCAAAACCCCAUCUCUACUAAAAAUACAAAAAUUAGCCAGGCAUGGUGGCAGUCUCCUGUAAUCCCAGCUACCUAGGAGGCUGAGGCAGAGAGAGAAUCGCUUGAACCCAGGAGGCGGAGGUUGCAGUGAGCUGAGAUCGUGCCACUGCACUCCAGCCUGGGUGACAGAGGGAAACUCUGUCUCAACAAAAAAAUAAAUAAAAUAAAAAAUAAAAAAAGAAUAUGGAAGCAAAUGGAGAAAGGGAGGAAACUGAGGUCAGGCAAACCUUCCAGCAAUCAGUUCUGCCCAGAGAACAUAUUGACGACAGAGAACACACUGAGCGUAUCUGCUUCUAGUUAGAGCAUUGCCGAUUGCCUUCAUAAUUCAUAAUGUGCUGUGCUCCUCUGAGGGUCUAUCUGUAUUUCUCUUCAAAGAAUUCCCUUUUUAAAUUCUUGCAGCUGGGUUUUAAGACACAAUAAUGGGGCAAAUUAAGUUUUAUAAACUUGGAGAUUUUUAUGCAGUAAAUAAAAAAAUAAUAUGUACUAGUCACCCCUGAAACUGCAUUCUUAGAACUCAACUCUUGUUUUAUUUAAAUACGUGCGUAGAUAUCUGUGAAGAUUUUCAUGUACCUAUUUACCUUGUCACUAAUAAAAUUAAAACUGAAAGAC